ACAACGCGCUGCCGACCUGUAGAAACGCCCGAAGGCUAACGACCGUGCGUUCAUCAGACUCAUUAUGCGCAAUCUGCAUAAGUUUUUGUUAGUUGGAAAGCGUGCGAAUCUCGAUGAUCACCGGCUAACCCGGUCAGCCUUGGAACUCUUUUUGCAGAAUCAACGCCAAGAUACCUAACAGUGACUCCUAUUCGGCGAGUUAUCGAAUUUCCGAAUGACGGAUUCGAGAGAAACGUCUUGUUCCAUUUUUUUUUAGCAAGACGCACGAGAGCGAUGGAAGAAUUUUUAAUUCUCCUUCCGUAAGGCGACGAUAUCGGUGAAUUACGCAUUCGCAGAAGUAGCAACAAAAGCUAAUUGAUCAGAAGCUAACGUACUGGUAAUUACAUAUUCUCGCGUAUUUCGCCAUGCGGUAAUUUACGCGUACGUUCUUGCUCAACAUUAGGAACGUCGAGGAUUGUCAGUGGAACUGUCCGGAGUUAAUAAACGUUUCGCGACGCGCGCAAGCGGUAUCGGUUACUGUUUUCUUCGUGAUUCCUAUAAAAAGUGCGAAGGUUAAGAGCGACUUUUCCCCGAGCGAUGUAAGUUCGGUUCGUUAUCCGUCCGGGUAUAUAAGGGGCUCGACGGGGCACGCGUACUUUCAGUCUUACGGCCCGCCGGAAUUUGCAAGCGCGCGCGAGCGAGCGAGCUUUGCGAGCCGCGCACACUCGGCUAUCAGGAUACGGUAAAUCACGCAGGUGCGCCCGCCAGCUCCGGAUUAGAGCUGACUUCGGCAAGGAAAGAAGCAAAUACCGACUCCCGACGAAAACCCGUUUCUCUCCCGGUGAAAGUGUCCGCCUUCAAACUCCAUCCGUUCUCCAUCUUCGGCCAGUCCAUUGUUGCGCUGCGGUUCCACGUUCUUUUUUUCUGUUAUCCAUGUUGGCUUGAUUCGAAAUGGCAAACGAGGUCGAUCGUUGGAAGAGAAGAAGCUGCAUCGAUCGACUAGGCAAAUUGGCAUCGAGACGUCUGCCGAUCCUAGCAUGGUUGCCGAAAUACAACUCGGAGAAGUUACUUAGCGAUGCCAUCGCCGGCAUCACGGUCGGUCUUACUGUUAUGCCGCAGGGACUCGCGUACGCGACGUUGGCCGGCUUAGAACCGCAGUAUGGCCUUUACUCGGCAUUCAUGGGAGCAAUAGUUUACGUGAUAUUCGGCUCUUGUAAAGACAUCACAAUUGGUCCCACUGCGCUCAUGGCACUAAUGACUCAUGAUUAUGUGCAAGGGAGAAAUGCUGAUUUCGCCAUUCUCCUCGCAUUCUUAUCUGGCUGCCUGCAAUUGCUAAUGGCAUGCUUACGUUUAGGUGUACUCAUAGACUUCAUCUCUAUACCGGUCACAGUGGGUUUCACGUCGGCAACAUCCGUCAUAAUUGUCGCUUCGCAGCUAAAAGGCUUGCUGGGUCUGAAAAUCUCAUCGCAAGGAUUCCUGGACACCUUGAUCAAAGUCUUUCAGAACAUCUCCGAUGCGAGCCUGUGGGACACUGCGAUGAGUGUCACUUGCAUCGCGGUUCUGCUGUUUUUCAGGAAAAUGAAGGACCUUACACUGUAUUCGGUCGGGAAGAAUUAUCAGCGCGUGAUCGCGAAAACGAUAUGGCUGGUCUCGACGGCGCGGAACGCUAUAGUCGUCAUCGUCUGCUCCGUCAUCGCUUACAAAUACGACUCGUCCGAGUCCGAAUCUCCGUUCAUCCUGACGGGUCCCGUGAGGCCCGGUCUUCCGUCGUUCGGCCUUCCACCGUUCUCCACACGAGUGAACAAUCAGACGCUCAGCUUCACACAGAUGUGUUCCGAAUUGGGUACGUCCAUAGUGCUGGUACCGAUAAUAGCAGUCCUCGGUAACGUGGCUAUAGCCAAAGCGUUCGUGCACGAGGGUAAGGUCGACGCCACUCAAGAACUGCUGACCCUUGGCAUUUGCAACGUGCUCGGAUCCUGCGCGAGCUCUAUGCCGGUCACAGGAUCAUUCAGCAGAUCGGCGGUGAAUCACGCCAGCGGCGUGAAGACUCCGAUGGGCGGGCUGUACACUGGAGUGCUGAUUUUACUGGCGCUCAGCCUACUCACGCCGUAUUUUUACUACAUUCCGAAAGCUUCAUUGUCAGCUGUGAUCAUCUGCGCAGUAAUAUACAUGAUUGAGUACGAAGUCGUGAAGCUGAUGUGGAAAUCCAGCAAGAAAGACCUCAUACCGAUGUUCGUCACGUUUUCGUUCUGCCUUAUCGUCGGCGUAGAGUAUGGUAUCUUGUUGGGAGUCGGGAUAAAUCUGAUGUUUCUGCUGUAUCCCUCAGCAAGGCCUACGAUUCACGUCGACAAGUGCGCAACCGAUCGUGGCGCGGAGUAUUUGCUGGUUACUCCAGGAAACAGCUUAUACUUCCCAGCUGUCGAUUUUAUAAAGCAGUCCGUUGGCAACGCCGGCAUUAAGCAAGGAUCUAGUCAAGUGCCAGUUGUCGUCGACUGCCGAUACAUUUUAGGAGCAGACUUUACGGCUGCCAAGGGUAUAAAAACAUUGAUCGAUGAAUUUAGUAAUCGCAAACAAGGUUUGUACUUUUACAACCCGAGAUCGGACGUCGUGACCGUUUUAAAAGGCGCCUGCGGCGACGAGUUCCAGUACGUCUCGACUCAGGAAGAGCUCUCUUAUUUGUUGUCGACAUCACAAGAUAAAUCUUCGCAACAACUACUCGAUCAAUCACAUGACAAACUACAUGCACCUUUAAUGUUAGGUAAUUCAGAGAUGGUCCACAGAAACGCGCGUGGUUCCUGCCACGAGCUCAGCGAGGUUACCAGCACGCUUUUACACGCUACCGCAAGCUGAAACUGAACCUCGUUCAAACAAUCUUGUUCACGUUUACAGGAAGAAAAACUGAAUUUUAUUAAACAGAAUGUUAUAUAGUUACAAUCUCUUAUUUGACUGAUAUUAAGCACACGAAAUAAUAAAUUAAAAGCGAUGUAGGAAAUAAAGUCAUUUCUUAA
Molecule: messenger RNA, 2987 nt
Organism: Ooceraea biroi (clonal raider ant)
Lineage: Eukaryota; Metazoa; Arthropoda; Insecta; Hymenoptera; Formicidae
Product: sodium-independent sulfate anion transporter
Biological process (GO): transmembrane transport
Cellular component (GO): membrane
Source: RefSeq, a predicted model, not a curated record